AUGAGGACUGCAUGCCUCAGGGCUGCUAGCACUGCUAGCCGCCUCACACGCUCGUCAUGCGUUGCCCAGCUGUCUCGCCCACAGCUCGCAGGCAGCUCAUCGCGUGUAGUCGCAUAUCAAACUCACCAGGCGCUUCAAAAGCGAGCAUUCCAGCAGAAUGCUACAACCUCACAACAGGCGGCUGCCUUGGCCGUCGAUGCUGCUGACGAUGUAUUCGACACUCCACCCCAGCAAACAGCCUACGCGACGCCGCUCGAGGCACUCGAUACCUUUCCCCGCCGACACAUUGGCCCCUCUGCAGAGACGGCCGAAGCCAUGCUCAAAGCCCUCGACCCACCAGCGGCCAGCCUGGACGAGUUUGUCAAGCAAGUCAUCCCCGCUGACAUUCUCUCAGGCCGCGAGUUGAAGAUUGGAAAACUUGCCCAACACCACGACAGCGAAUGGCAGAACAAUGGAGUGCCCGAGUCCGUUUUCCUCAACAAUGCAAAGAAGAUUUUGGACCAGAACAAGCCUGGCAAGAGUCUGAUUGGGCAAGGAUACUAUGGAACAAAGGUGCCAGAAGUCAUCAAGAGGAAUGUACUCGAGAACCCUGCGUGGUACACAAGCUACACACCGUACCAGCCUGAAAUCAGCCAGGGACGCUUGGAGUCGCUGCUGAACUUCCAGACCAUGGUGACGGAUCUGACAGGUCUCAGCAUUGCCAACGCAUCGGUGCUCGACGAGCCCACUGCCGCAGCUGAGGCCAUGACCAUGUCCAUGGGCGUCAUGCCGCUAUCCAAGCAAAAGAGCAAGAAUAAGACUUUCCUUGUCUCGGAUAAGUGCCAUCCACAGACGCUUGCUGUUCUGCAUUCUCGUGCCGAGGGCUUUGGUAUCAAAAUCGAGGUCGCCGAUUUGCUCAAGGACAACAGCAAGAGGGUCGAGGAGAUUGGCCAAGAUCUCGUCGGUGUGCUCGCUCAGUACCCAGACACAGAUGGAGGUGUCAACGACUUCCGCGAACUCUCUGAGAAGGUACACAAGACUGGUGCUCUCUUCAGUGUAGCCACCGAUCUUCUCGCUCUUACACUGCUCACUCCCCCUGGAGAGUUCGGUGCCGACAUCGCUUUUGGAAACGCACAGCGCUUUGGUGUGCCUCUGGGCUUCGGUGGACCACAUGCCGCUUUCUUUGCAUGCGACGAGAAGUACAAGCGUAAGAUUCCUGGUCGCUUGAUCGGUCUUUCCAAGGACAGACUCGGCAACCAGGCGGCACGACUUGCGCUGCAGACUCGUGAACAGCACAUUCGCCGCGAGAAGGCAACGAGCAAUAUUUGCACAGCACAGGCUCUUUUAGCCAACAUGAGUGCCAUGUACGGUGUUUACCACGGACCAAACGGUUUGACUGCCAUUGCAAAGCAAGUCGUUGCCAAGGCCCGUCUCAUUCAACAAGCUAUCAUAGACAACGGCUUCAAGACUGGUCAACGUGGAAAGAUGGAUAACGCCCCUGUCUUAUUCGACACCUUCAUCGUAGAGACUGGGGGUAACACAGAUGGAAUCAUUGCUGAGCUCGAAAAGAAGGAACUCCUUGUCCGAAGGGUCGACGACAAACACAUUGGUAUCUCGGUCGAUGAGACUACAACCGCUCAGACUAUCACCAAUCUACUCGGAGUAUUCAGGAAGUUUGGGAAGGGCGACAAGACACACUUCAACGAGCCAGUUGAUACCGAGCUUCCCGCACCUUUCAAGAGGACCAGCCCAUUCAUGACCCACCCCGUCUUCAACUCGCACCAUUCCGAGACAGAGCUUCUCCGAUAUAUCAAUCACCUCUCUUCCAAGGAUCUUUCACUCGUCCACUCGAUGAUCCCUCUCGGAUCAUGCACCAUGAAGCUCAACUCCACCGCCGAGAUGGCUCCCGUUUCGUUCGACACAGUCUCCAACCUACACCCAUUCCUGCCACUGGAGCGCGCCAAGGGGUACACUGAGAUGAUCACACAGCUGGAAGAUGAUCUUGCUAACAUUACCGGAUUCCACUCUGUCUCUCUUCAGCCCAACUCUGGCGCUCAGGGCGAGUUCACUGGUCUUCGCGUCAUCAGCAAGUACCUCGAGCAGCAGCCUGGCAAGAAGCGUGAUAUUUGCUUGAUUCCCGUCUCUGCUCACGGUACCAACCCCGCAAGUGCUGCCAUGUGCGGUAUGCGCGUUGUGCCCAUCAAGUGCGACCAAGCGACUGGCAAUCUCGACAUGGCAGAUCUCAAGGCCAAGUGUGAGAAGCACAGUGAUGAGCUUGGUGCUUUCAUGGUCACCUACCCCAGUACCUUUGGUGUGUUCGAACCCAAUGUUAAGGAGGCUUGCGAUCUUAUCCACCAACACGGUGGUCAAGUCUACAUGGACGGUGCCAACAUGAACGCCCAGAUUGGUCUUUGCUCGCCCGGUGAGAUCGGUGCCGAUGUGUGCCAUCUCAACCUCCACAAGACCUUCUGUAUCCCCCACGGUGGUGGUGGUCCAGGUGUCGGCCCCAUCGGUGUCAAAGAGCACCUCUCUCCCUUCCUCCCCGGCCACCUCCGCGGCGAGACGGGCGGCUCCCAAGCCAUCCACCCCGUCAGCGGCGCGCCCUGGGGCAGUGCAAGCAUCUUGCCCAUCAGCUGGGCCUACAUCAAAAUGAUGGGCGCCCUCGGCCUAACCCAAGCCACCAAAAUCACCCUCCUAAACGCAAACUACAUCCUCUCCCGCCUCAAGCCCCACUACCCCAUCCUCUACACAAAUUCCCAAGGCCGCUGCGCCCACGAAUUCAUCCUCGACGUCCGCGGCUUCAAGGAAACUGCCGGCGUAGAAGCAAUCGACAUCGCAAAGCGCCUCCAAGACUACGGCUUCCAUGCACCCACCAUGUCCUGGCCCGUCGCCAAUACCCUCAUGAUUGAGCCUACCGAGUCGGAAAGUAAAGCCGAGCUUGAUCGCUUCUGUGAUGCGCUUAUUUCUAUUCGCCAGGAGAUUAGGGAUGUAGAAGAGGGAAAACAGCCCAGAGAGGGCAAUGUGCUCAAGAUGAGCCCGCAUACACAGCAGGAUCUUAUUCAGGAGCAGUGGGAGCGCAGUUAUUCGAGGGAGAAGGCGGCGUAUCCAUUGGGUUAUCUCAGGGACAAGAAGUUUUGGCCUUCGGUGGCGAGGUUGGAUGAUGCAUACGGUGACACAAAUCUCUUCUGUACUUGUGCCCCGGUUCAGGGCGAGGACAGCGAUAUCACAGGUGCUGCCGCGCCGAAUCCAACUUAA
This is a messenger RNA of Bipolaris maydis ATCC 48331, 3234 nucleotides long. Its product is annotated as glycine cleavage system P-protein-domain-containing protein. The record is from RefSeq and is a predicted model, not a curated record. NCBI's taxonomy places the organism in Eukaryota, Fungi, Ascomycota, Dothideomycetes, Pleosporales, Pleosporaceae. Gene Ontology annotation, molecular function: pyridoxal phosphate binding; glycine dehydrogenase (decarboxylating) activity; glycine binding. Gene Ontology annotation, biological process: glycine decarboxylation via glycine cleavage system. Gene Ontology annotation, cellular component: mitochondrion; glycine cleavage complex.